UGAAACGCUAGAUUAAGCAUCAAUGCGAUGCUACCUUGGCAGCGGCUUAGUCGAUUGAGGCACCAAUGCCAAGAAGUACACUUCGUAAACAAGAUCAGGGACCAUCACUUAGAUCUGACAGGUAAUUCGCAUAAUAGCUCUUGAUUAGGAAUCAGAAGCCGCAUGAUGGAUGUUCCUAUAGCAGAGAUUGGUGGAAGCGAGCUUAUAAAAGACGCUCAAAGAGGUGGCAUCCAAGGGAAUAGAUUGGCUUCAGCGAACUCGAAGAACUACCAGUAACGAGAGUAGAUCAACGUUUUCUUAGAACGUGAGAAGAAAAGUCAUGUAGAUACUUACUUAGGGAUAGUACUUAGAUAAAGAAGAGGAACGAGAGAUGAAACGCCCUUUCUUUUACCCAUGACUUAAAAGUUUGGGGCAGGCACCAACCAUAAGGUACCUACCUUUUUCAAUAUCCAGACUCGUUGCGCGGAAGGCGCUGAGCUCGUAUCAUGUUUAUCUUUGGGCUACAAAUUAACACCAUGUCAAUGAUGUCCUCCCCUCAACGCUUGAUCACCUGCAAAUGCAUUUCAGCGACUCACAAGAGACUUGCAGGUUGUGCUCUCCGAAGCUUGGCCUAGAUGACACCUCGUCGCAAUCGCCAUCAUUCGAAUGGCCAACAUGAGAUCCGGCACAGGGUCUCGGCAACUCCAAAAUUUUACUCCCUAGAUGUCGAAUCGAACAGACUUGACACAGUUCAGGCUUGGCUGAGCCAGGUUCAUGAUUAUGCAAGUCACAAAGAUUCAGAACCGCAUUUCACGCAAGACAUGGACGACGAUUACACACCAAACUGGAAGCCUCACAAUAUCUCUGUUGUACCGAUAUCUCGAAAUUAUCACCAGUUUCGUCACUCUGGAAACCGAGCCUUGGAUCAACGACUCACUUCCCCAAAAUCUGGUUUACUCGAAAACGACACAUACUCAGAAUUGCAACAGGAGCCUUCUCUUGACAUAGGGUCUAACAAAGAGAAUGGAAAGAGAUCUCGUUCACGUUUUACGCAGGAUUCUCAUGAAGACAGAUCCAACAAAAGGUUGUUCGAGAGACAACCAAGAAGGAAAACACGCCCAGACCGGUAUACUUCCAAAGACGCGGGGGUAAAGAGGGAUCCCACGACCGAGAGCGAAGAAAAGAGGGAUCCCACGACCGAGAGCGAAGAAAAGAGGCCAAGAAAAAAGUCACGCUCAAAAAAGCAAGAGAUUAGAGCGAGUCGAGAUAUUAUGAACAAUUUUGCAUCUGGUGCCAUCCCAAACACCAGAGUGACGAUGAGGCCUAAUCUUACUGCUGGACUCUUCCUGAACGGUCGAUCCUCAACAUACGGACGGGGGGCUGACAUUACAUUCAACGAUAUGACGCUUAUUGAAACAUGCGGUGAAAAAGGAAAAGCAGACAAGAUUCCUCAACAUAGUACAAGUGAGAAUUCUAGCGGCCAAGAUGAUGUUUCAAAUAGCGGCCAUAUUUCGCGGAGCGCCACGGAACUCCCCAGAACCACAACAAAUGAUGAAGAGGGAGAAGUACAAAGCCUUGUGGAUGAUGGUUCCCAAGAGAAUCAACAGAAUAAUAUUCAAAAGGAGGGGUCUGAGGCUCAUAGUGGCUCUGUAUCAUCGACAGAAACCACUCAAGCAUCUGGCUAUGAGACCCCUGAAGCGAUGCUGAAGAGACUUAUCGAGACAGGCAUCUUCGAUGGCACAGGUAUUUUUAAAACAACUUCCCAUAGGACUAUGGAGCCAAAUAUUGAAUAUCACGAUUGCCUCGGCAUGAAUGGUACAGAACAAUCAAGCAAGAAUCCGACAUAUCAGGAUAAGGGGGUAAUGGCCGACCGCAGCAGGCAGUCAACUCUCGGACCAAACAUACAAGCUGUCACAAACAAUACACAAUUCGAUCUUAAUGUUGGCGCAAAAGAUGCACCAGUGCCAACUAAAGCACCGCGCUCCCAAUAUGAACAGGAAUUGCUAGUUCCGAUUUGCAGCACCUCUACACAAGUUCGACCUCCAAAUCUGCCAACGUCGGUAAUUGAAAAUAAUACACACAAUAUUCCUGAGGAACCAUGCGUUAAACAACCCCAAGGUACGAAGAGUACCUCUACUACUAAUAGUCGGGGUCACCCGCUAUCUCGAAUCUCAGAAAGAGGCCACCGUUAUACCGAGCAAAAUGAUCGGCCAGGGCUUAUGUUUCCAAACCUCAUAGCGGAGGAUUUCAAUGUUGAGCACUUAUACCACCAAGACUCCACAGAAAACAACGAAUCUCAGUCGAAGGGUUUGUUCGUUCGCCGAGGACUGCAGUCCCAUGAUAACAUGAUACCAAUUUCAGGGUCUCCAGGCUUUCAACAUGCAUGCCGGCCACUUAAUGGGCAUAUUAGCAGUGCAGGACUCGAUUCGGCCGUCUUCCCAACAGUGCACUCAGAGACCUACUCGGACCACCGAGAGAUACAGCAUGAUAACAGGCAACUUACACAGCCAGGCUACUGCGAGGACGGUGAGACAAUUCACGAAUUCAUCAAACGGAUCGAAGGCGAGGUAAGUAUGAAAUGGGACAACUCGCAGCAGUCUGUUGGUGUUGGCUGCAUUAACGAUAUAGAGGAAUGUGCCAAAAGCGAGUCGUUCGAAAUGGACAACAACGAGGAUUUAUCGCAAUGCAGCGAUAUAGAGCAUGAUGCAGCAAUCCAGUCGAGCUUACACGGCAUAUUCUCGAGCUCUGAUCAAGGGUCUGUAUCGGCGAACCAAGCUAUGGCAGAAGAUUGGGAACACUCAGGUUAUGAACAAAGUCGAUACUGGACAGGAAAAUAUUACGAUGAGCAUGGAGUCUCAGAUGCGAAAAUGGUUGGUUUCUGGAGGCCUAAUCACUUUUAG
Messenger RNA from Fusarium odoratissimum NRRL 54006, 2879 nucleotides. RefSeq lists its product as uncharacterized. Bases 615 to 2879 code for a protein of 754 amino acids. The record is from RefSeq and is a predicted model, not a curated record. The transcript has 3 exons. Lineage: Eukaryota; Fungi; Ascomycota; Sordariomycetes; Hypocreales; Nectriaceae.